This is a messenger RNA of Marmota monax (woodchuck), 3825 nucleotides long. RefSeq names its product FYVE, RhoGEF and PH domain containing 3 (gene Fgd3). Gene Ontology annotation, cellular component: cytoplasm. Lineage: Eukaryota; Metazoa; Chordata; Mammalia; Rodentia; Sciuridae. Bases 921 to 3122 code for a protein of 733 amino acids. Gene Ontology annotation, biological process: cytoskeleton organization; filopodium assembly. The record is from RefSeq and is a predicted model, not a curated record. The transcript has 18 exons. Gene Ontology annotation, molecular function: metal ion binding; guanyl-nucleotide exchange factor activity.
CUGUUUCAGGUGAGAAUAAAUCUGGUUUCUGUUGUUCCACCUUGACCAGAAGCAGAAUUCCUCUGAGCUGGGGUUGAACCAGACUCUGCCCUGCCAGACAGCUGCCUCUUGGACACCAGGGCUGAGCACAGCCCACAUUCCAUCCGUGUACUUUUAUCUCAGUGUCAUGUCUGACUUCUGGAAACUUGAGUUUAUCUCCCAUGCUAUGACAAGAAUGCAGCAAAACAUGUAUUUUCUGUUGGGAAAUCUUAAUAUUUGUGUCCAUUAAGCUAGCUAAGAAUGUGGCAGUAGCCAAUGAUAAAUGUCCACCUGAAGUCACUUGAAGAAAGGUCCACUCAGAGGUAGUCUUACCACAGGAAAGUAAAUUUUCAGGAGCUUGUGUGAGUGGGGAGGAGCUUUGCAGGCACUCAUUGGCUCCUAAAGUCACAGGGGACGCCCGCAGGAGCUGGUCCCACAGUGGGCUGUGUGCUGUGCUCUCUGGGUGGUGAGGCCACCAGGUGCCAGCUCAGGGAAGACAGCCUGUACCCGGAGGAACCAGUUUCUGCACUGAUCACCAUUUAUUGUGCUUAGCAGUGAGGGAGGAAGCACAUAAAGAAGCUUCUGGAAGAAGAGUAUCUGAGUUAGGUCCCAAAUGGCUCCAGUUCAAACCUGCUAGGCAGGAGAUUUCCAUCAAAUCGUCCAGCCUCUGCCGGCCAACCCCAGAACCCAACAGGAAGCAGACACCCGCCUGUCAAACCUCAGUGGCAUUAGCUAAGAGACAGCUUAUCCAGACAGGACCCCGCUGAAGUCCACCAGGGUGUCGACAUUGCGAAUGCAGCCCUACCUGACUUUGUCUUGGGGCUGCUUUCAGGGGCUCCCCUGAGCUGGGUUCAUUUCUCCCUGGCAGCUUCCCACAGAGCCCACUGAGUUCUGCUUCAAGGAUGGAAUCAGGUGAGGGAUCCUCAAUGUCCCCAGAAGCUGUCACCAAUGCUGGGCCUGGCAGCUCCUCCCUGGGGAAGCUUCGGGAGCUUCCUAUUGGAAUUGGCACCCACCAAGGGGAUCCUGACAGCCCGGCUGCAGCAGGAGAUGGCACUCCAGACACCUGCCCCUUGGGGGAGCCCAGAAGCAUCAUGAAGAUCCCCAACCGGGACAGUGGGAUUGACAGCCCGUCCUCCAGUAUAACCUGUGAGAGCUUCCCCUGUGAGGAGGGCACUGAGGUCCCCCCAGGUCCUACGAUGCUGGGGCUGCACUCUGAGACUGGUGUGGACAGCCAGGCGUUGCAGGACAGCCCCCAGGAGGAGGCUGACAGUGACGUGGGUGAGGAGCCUGACCCCGAGAAGAGCCCUGCUAGAGCUGAGGAGGACACCGGCCUGGCCCAGUGUUCUGACCCGCAGAAGCUGUUCAACAUCGCCCAGGAGCUCCUGCACACUGAAGAGACCUACGUUAGGCGGCUGCACCUGCUGGACCAGGUUUUCUGCACCGCGCUGACGAAAGCGGGGAUCCCUUCGGAAGUCACUACUGGCAUCUUCUCUAACAUCUCCUCCAUCUACCGCUUCCAUGGUCAGUUCCUGCUGCCCGAGCUGCAGCGGCGGAUCACGGAGGAGUGGGACACAAACCCUCGGCUUGGGGACAUCCUGCAGAAGCUAGCCCCGUUCCUGAAGAUGUAUGGCGAGUAUGUCAAGAACUUUGACAGGGCGGUGGGGCUGGUGAGCACAUGGACCCAGCGCUCGCUGCCGUUUAAGGACGUUAUCCACAGCAUCCAGAAGCAGGAUGUGUGUGGGAACCUGACGCUGCAGCACCACAUGCUGGAGCCCGUGCAGAGGGUCCCCCGCUACGAGCUGCUGCUCAAGGACUACCUGAAGAGGCUCCCCAGGGAUGCCCCGGACUGGAAGGAUGCGGAGAGGUCCCUGGAGCUCAUCUCCACAGCCGCCAACCACUCCAAUGCUGCCAUUCGGAAGAUGGAGAAAAUGCACAAACUCCUGGAGGUGUACGAGCAACUGGGUGGAGAGGAAGACAUCGUCAACCCGGCCAACGAGCUGAUCAAGGAGGGCCACAUUCAGAAGCUGUCGGCCAAGAAUGGCACGGCCCAGGACCGCCACCUCUUCUUGUUCAACAGCAUGGUCCUCUACUGUGUGCCCAAACUGCGACUCAUGGGCCAGAAGUUCAGUGUCAGGGAAAAAAUGGACAUCUCUGGUCUCCAGGUGCAGGAUAUCGUCAAGCCAAACGCAGCACAUACAUUCAUCAUCACAGGAAGGAAAAGGUCCCUGGAGCUUCAGGCCCGGACAGAAGAAGAGAAGAAAGAAUGGAUUCAGGUCAUUCAGGCCACCAUUGAGAAGCACAAGCAGAAGAGCGAGACCUUCAGGGCGUUCAGCAGUGCCUGCAGCCUGGACGAGGACUCGGGCCUCUGCCCAGAUUCCCCGAUGGUGAGCACAAGCUCCAUGGAGCCUGCAUUGGUGACCGAUGGCAGUGGGGGUGCCAUAGGGCUCGAGUCCAGAAAACUCUCGUCGAAGGCCAAGCGCGACAGGGAGAGGCAGAGCUGUAAGAGCUGCGGCGAGGCCUUCAACUCCAUCACCAAGAGGAGGCAUCACUGCAAGCUGUGCGGGGCAGUCAUCUGUGGGAAGUGCUCUGAAUUCAAGGCUGAGAACAGCAGACAGAGCCGGGUCUGCAGAGGGUGUUUCCUGGCAGAGCGGGUAGCCCCUGCAAGUCCCAGUGCUGAGGCUCCUUCUGAUUCCAAGCAGAGCACAGAGAAACCACCCGCUGUGGAUCCCCAGCCCAGCCUCAUCUGCGGCCCCCUGUGGCUGUCAGACAAUGGCACAUCCUGGAUUGAGGUAUGGGCCACCAUCCCCGCAUCGGACCCCCGGGUGCUGGACCUGCGUGGCAGCAGCGAGCAGGAUGGCCGGCUGCCGCACGCCAUCCCUCUGUCUGGCUGCACGGUGGGCACUCCAGACCCCGAGGAGGGGCUGACAGCGGGACACCUGUGGAAGGUGCAGCAGGGUCAGCAGCGCUGGUACUUCAGGGCCCCCUCCAGGGAGCUGCAGCAGAGCUGGCUGGGAGCCCUGCGUGCUGCUGCCCACGGGGACACCACCCAGGAGAGCCCUGGUGCCCCGCAGCCCCAGGCCCCGACUGGCACAGCUUCUUCCUGAGCAAAGCUUUGCUCUCUGUGACAAUGACACGUGGAGCCUCUGUUCUCCUGGGAGGCAACGUCUGACCACAUGAAGAAGUGAAGCACUGUGGGGGUGGGGCUGUGGGAAGUCCGACGGCUCAGACCCUGGAGGGUCUCUCUGCUUUGAUGAGGAGAAACUGAGGCCCGGAGAAGACCACCCGCUUGCCCAGAGUCACCCAGCACGUCUCAGGAAAGAGCCCAAGCCUGGCUCCAGCCCAGCAGUGUGACGGGAGCAGGGAACGUGGGCUACUGCCAAAGGCAACGUCCUCUGAGUCGGUCCUGUGGUCGCUUUGGCUCGUGAGACAGAGGAGGCUGUGUGGGUGCUGCCCAGCGAGGACCACUUCCCACCGGGUCUGCCGUUGCUCCUGGAGUGGGCAGUGCUGCCUGGGGUCUGCCCUGGCCCCUGUGGAACUGGACUGGGACUUGCUUCUUGGGGCUCUACCUUCCUUCUCUGCCCUCUCCGAGGCUCUGCCUCACAGCUCGCCGCCCUGUCUGAGCUACCUACGGAGGGACCAAGGGGUGGACCUGCCCUGUCCCACAGGACUCACAGUUCCUGAGCAAUCACACUCAGAAACACUGCUGGGAGGCUGGCCCUGGCCCUGUGUGGUGGGCGUGGGAGACUGUGGCUGUCCCCUUCACGGGUGGAUGCCGUGCUUGUCUGUGUAAAUGAACACUGGCUCUCA